Molecule: messenger RNA, 1023 nt
Organism: Aspergillus terreus NIH2624
Lineage: Eukaryota; Fungi; Ascomycota; Eurotiomycetes; Eurotiales; Aspergillaceae
Product: putative aldo-keto reductase (YakC)
Exons: 6
Coding region: 1-1023 (340 amino acids)
Cellular component (GO): cytoplasm
Source: RefSeq, a predicted model, not a curated record
AUGGUCACCACUCUUCCAUUUGCUGAUAUCCAGGUGCCUACUCCGGGCUUUGGCGCUAUGGGUCUCAGCUUUGGCUUUGGAAAGAACCUGAGCUAUGAGGAAGCCGAGCCGGUCCUGCUGAAGGCCAUUGAACUAGGAUGUACUUUCUGGGACACUGCUGUUGUUUAUCAAGCUGGUGUCAAUGAAAAGCUUCUGGGCGACUUUAUCAGGAAGCAUAAUCUCCGUGACAAAGUCUUUGUUGCAUCCAAGUGUGGCUUCAACGUCUUUGGAGAUGGUUCUACUGCCAGCUCUGGCCUCAAUGUCCUUGGAAACGGCUCAGUCACCAAUUCUGCCUCGCACAUCAAACAGUAUAUCGAAGGCACUAUUGAACGGCUUGGUUUUACCCCUGAUCUGUACUAUCUCCAUCGCAUCGAUCCCAAAACUCCCCUUGAAGAGUCAAUUCCGGCCCUCGACGAGCUGCGCAAGGCUGGUAAGACUAAGUAUAUCGGCCUCUCCGAGUGCUCUGCGGCGACCCUUCGCAAGGCCAAUUCAAUCGCAAAGAUCGAUGCCGUCCAGGCAGAGUACUCCGCCUUUGAGACGAUCCACGAGACGGACGGCCUGAUCGACACCUGCAAGGAGCUCGGUGUGGCCUACGUCGCUUAUAGUCCUCUUGGAAAAGGUUGGCUUACCGAUAACUUUGACAUCAAGUCGCCUGAUGACUUUCCGCCUAAUGACUUCCGGCGGACCGUUCCAAAAUUCCAAGGUGAUAACUUCUAUAAAAACAAAGCCAUUGUCGAGGAGAUCAAGAAGCUUGCCUCUCGCAAAGGCUGCACGACCGGACAAAUUGCUCUUGCCUGGGUCGCGGCCCAGGGGAUGAUUGCUAUCCCGGGUACGACGAAGCUGAACCGCUUGGAGGAGAACUGGGCGUCGCGCAAUGUUCAGUUGACGCCGGAGGAAAUGCAGGAAAUGCGCAGAAUCAUUGAUAAUGCGAAGCCGCAUGGUAACAGAUAUGCACCUGCGCAGCAGGCUUUGGUGGGACAUUAG